Messenger RNA from Stylonychia lemnae, 2208 nucleotides. Lineage: Eukaryota; Ciliophora; Spirotrichea; Sporadotrichida; Oxytrichidae. The record is from the annotation of a GenBank genome assembly.
AUGAAUUUUUUCACUUCGCUAGUUUGUUGUGGAAAGCGCAACUAAAAGAACGAUUAAUAUGCCAACAGGCAGCAAAUGGAAGACCUUUCAUAAAUUGAUUAAAGCAGGAUCUUGCAAUAUUUCAACGAAUUUGAGGGCAAAUUAACCUGGGAUCUUAAGAAAAUUCCAGUGGCAGAGUUUAUUCAGGAGGCCAAGCUCUUAGCAUCAUUUGAUGGCUCGAUUUCUACCCGACAGCUGUCCAUUUUGUACCAGAAAUUUAACAUUCAGUUUACUUCUCUUAUAACUAUAUUCGCUUAAGAGUUUUUCUUCAAAAAUCAAAUUGGUUCAUCAACAGAGUACGAUGCAGUGAAGAUGAAUAUGUUUAACUUACUUUACUGUGAAGGAGAGGAUAAGGCCAAGCUAGGCUUGCUAUAUGAUUUAAUAAUGGCUCAACCUGAGCAGGUUGUGGCUAAAAAAGCUAUGAAACCAAAUGAUGAGUGGAUUUUACGCCGUCUUGAAUAUUUGAUUAUGAUUCCUAGUUUGCUAAUUGCCAACAUCAUUGAACAGUAAAAUAAACUAAGUCGUAAUGUACCAGAGGAAAAAACUAUCUUGGAGGAAGUUGAGCGAGUCUAAUUACUCCUAAUAGAUUCUACGAGCAGCUAAUUGAGAGAGUUCGCUGGGAUGAUUAGCAGAGAAUUCUUCUUUUAAUCUGUUGCUGAUAGGAACUAAGGUUAUAAUAGCCAGUAACAAAGAUAAAAGUAUGGAUCUAACAUUAGUUCAAACAGCAUCCUUAUGGUGCUUUCAAAGUCAGAAUUUAUAGAGAAAAACAUUAAAAUUAAAUUUAAAAUCACAUCCCCUUCCGAGAUUAGAAAUAGAUUUCUCAAAAUGCUAGAAGCAAAGCAUAGCAUAAUGAGAAACUCAAUAAACUUCACUUUGAUUAAUAACAGGGAUAGCAUGUUUGUCAGCAGGGAUAACGCUCAGAAUCAAGGAUUCGGAGAUUUCAAUUUCUCAUCAUAGGUUGAGGAGGAUUUUCCAGAUGAUAUGUUCUCAAGGGCUAACAGUCAUAGCAAAAAUCCAAAAAAAAAGAUUAACAAAAAUAACAAAUCCAGAAGCCAAAAAAAUCUUCAUGACUAGCAUUAAAGCUAAGAGAGAUCGGUUGAGGAAUAGAUAAGUGAACCAAAAUUUACCUUUGAAAAUUUAAAUAGAAAAAGUAAUAACUUGAAUGAAAGAUAAUCGAAUGCUAGAGCAACUAAAGCUAAUACACUUAGUAAUCCGAAUUCUAAGAGAAAUUCUACUAAUCCCAAUUAAGUUGGCCUGCCGCAAGGUGAUACUAUUGAAAAAUUGAACUAAAAAUACUCACCUGAAUUGAUUAAGUUUUAUUUCAGCUUUCUAGUCGAGAAAACAUAAGAGUCUCAAACUAAGAUCAACAGAAAUAGAGAUUACUUAAAGUCAAUUCCAAAAUUUACCUUUGACUUGGAUAGGAAUAUUCAUCCUUAAGUUAAAUAGCUAAUAGAGUAUCUGAAAUUAAAAGUAAGUGUUUAGGAUGUCAAAGAUGUCGACUUCGGAUGUUACUUUGGAGAGGACAUUUACUAAGUAUACUUGAAAAUGCUUGAAAUAUUCAACCUAAUCGCAUAAGAUUUGCACAGUACAAGCGCUCAAAGUAAUCAAUAUGGCUUGAGAAAGACAUAAGUAAGUUAAAUGCAAUAGAAUGUACAACCACCACCUAAGAAUAUGACAUUCCUUGGAAUAAAUGAAAUCAUGGAGAACUAGCAAGAAAUGGCAGGAAAAAGAUUAAAGAAAUUUAAGGGCUUCUUUGAAAAGAACUCGGUUUUAGCACCUGUAUUUUUCAAUUCUGAGGAUCGUAAACAGGCAGUAUUAGUUCAUAUUAAUCCUAUUACUUUAACUGCAGAACUCUAUUACAAACCUAAUCUCUAACAUGAUAAUAGUAAGCUCAAAAUUUUCUCAAUAAUAAAAAUAGGUGACAUAUCUGAGUAAGUGCUUAAUAUGUUAGACUAGGUCGGCAAUGUGAAUGGAAUAAGAUUCGAUGAUGAUGAAGUUGAGGGUAAAAUACACGAAGUGGAGGCAGACACUGAAGAAGAUAUGUUGGUCUUUGCUUGCUACAUUGCUGAAUGUUUAACUCUAAGGAAGGAGAUCGAUAUCCAGAGUAAAGGAGUAACUUAUCUUAGGAAUAGAAUCGUAGAUUCAAUCAUAAAUCUAACAUAUAUUUGA